This is a messenger RNA of Theileria annulata, 726 nucleotides long. RefSeq lists its product as uncharacterized. The transcript has a single exon. The record is from RefSeq and is a predicted model, not a curated record. The coding region runs from base 1 to 726 and encodes 241 amino acids. NCBI's taxonomy places the organism in Eukaryota, Apicomplexa, Aconoidasida, Piroplasmida, Theileriidae.
AUGGUAAAAUUGACAAGAAUUGUAAAGAAAAGUUUAGUAAAGCAAAUAAGUAAAAAGGAUUCAUCGACAGAUACAACAAGGGAUGAAUCACACUCUUCUAGAGGCAAAGCUCAACCUUAUAUUGAUUUUAAUAAUUUGCCAACAUAUGAAGAUGUAAAAAAUAAAAAGAAAGAAUUUGAAAACGUAGUUUCAUCAAGGAAUCAGAAGAAAUUGUUAAAGGUAAACAAAGGUAAACAAUUCAAAAAAAGUACAAAAAAAUUAGAUCGAAAAUUAAUUAAAAGUAAAUUAAACGGACGUGUUCAUGAAAAUAAAAACAAUAUAUAUAUAAAUAAUUUAAACCAAUCGCACCUUGAUGAUGAUAUAAUCAUAAAUAAAUCUGAAAACACUAAUUUAAAUAAUAACGAAGAAACACCUCUUUUAAAUAUAAAUAAUUCAAUAAUGUCAAGAGGAAAGAGAAAGAGAGAGCUUAAAAAGGAUGCUUGGAGGAGAAAAAACCAAUUCACGAAGGAAGCUAAGAAGAUUGUAGAACAAUUCCAAAAGGAGAUAAAAUAUGGUAAAGCACUGGGAAACUUAUCAGGAAUCAAGAAUCAAAUGGAACUAAUUGAAGAAUCGAUGAGGCAUAAAAAGGAAAAAGAAUCUAAAAUGACUAAAGUUAGGUCGAAGAUUUCUAAAAAGUCACUUAUGAAUAGUAAAAGAAUUUUUAACAUAGCCACAAAAAACUUGUAG